AAUUACUCUUUUUUUAUUAUUCAUCUCUUGUAAUAACAAGAGCUUUUGGUAUUUUCUCAAAUUUUGGUCUUUUGACCUGGUCAAGGGAUUAUUUGCAGUAUAAAAUUUGUAUUUUGAUAGAUAUUUUCUUCAUGGUUGGAGUGGAUUUUUGUGAGGGAGGGGAUUUUCCUUUUUUCCUUCUAAAUUGGAUUCUUUCCACAAUCUGGAUCCGAAUAUUUAACUUAAAUAUCUGUUUUAGAAAAUUAUUCUGGUUUUUCACAUCACAGUUUACUUCUGCUGUCUUCAAUAGAACCUAUGCUUUAAAAUAUGCCGAGUUUGCUUCUUCAGUUCCAUGAUGAUUUGUUUGUUGUUGGAUAAUAAUAAGAAUGCUACGAUGGAUUUUUGGCAUGUGUACGCAGUCUAUGGAAUCUUUUUACCUUUAUAUGGUCUCACUGGAGAUGGAAAGGAUGAAUCAUUUUUUGACUCAAAAGCCUGGCUGGACUCAGACUGUGAAGAUGAUUUCUACAGUGUCAAGGGUGAGUUUACUCCAUCUCGUGGCAGCACUCCAUUGCACCACAUUUUUCUCAACAAAACCCCUUCUUCUGAGCCUGGUUCUGUUCCUGAACCAUCCCCAACAACACAGAAGAAAAAGUUGUUGGAUCUCUUCCGCGAAAGUGUGAGAGAAAAUCGAAGUGAAGAUGGUGAGAACAAUUUUGACAGUGAAAUGAAAGAAGAGAAAGCAAGAAGUGCAGAUGAAGUUCCGAAAUCUACACACAGCACUCCGUAUGUGUCAUGGUUCAACAACUCUGUAUGUAGCAGUGAAAGAACAAUGAAUGGUGAUCAUGUAUCCCUCAGAGAAAAAACUGUUAAAUCUGUGCAGGGGUGCCUUCCAAGCUUGGCUUCAUGCCGUAGCUUCAGUGAGAGGAAGAGAAAGACAAGUCUUGCAAUUGCAGCUAAUGGAAAAGCUUAGACAUGAUCAUCAAGAUCAAUGAACUCAAUAUCAUAUUGUACAUCUUUAACGUUAUCCUUGUAAAGAACCUAGUAGCAAUAUGAAUUUCAAAGUGUGUGUGCACAAACGGAAGAGAUGUUAUAUAUCAAUAAGCAAUCAGAUUUUUGUUUCAUAAUCAAUGUAAUAAAUUUGGUUGCGAAGUAUUACUUUCAUAAA
This is a messenger RNA of Vigna unguiculata (cowpea), 1144 nucleotides long. RefSeq lists its product as uncharacterized. The record is from RefSeq and is a predicted model, not a curated record. NCBI's taxonomy places the organism in Eukaryota, Viridiplantae, Streptophyta, Magnoliopsida, Fabales, Fabaceae.